UAGAAGAAUUUCGGUUUGUUACUCGUUUGUAAGAGUCUGUAUAUUCCUGGUUUGAUCGAAAAUUAAGAACGAACUUGAGAAGCUGUACGGCGAAGACAAGAAUUGGAAGGAAGGGACGAAAGAUUAAACCUUCACUAAAAGCGGAAAUGGAUCAAAAUGUGAAAGAAUUAGGUAAAAAUAUUUCAGUAGAAUUAGAUGAUAAACUUACGGAAGAAAAGAAAAGCCAAGAAGAAAGCAAAUUAUCCCUUACAGAAGUGGUGCAUAACGAAGUUGUCUGCAACGAUAUGCCAAGUUCUGGCUUAGAAAAGAAAUCAGAUAAACAUGAGAAAACAGAAGAAAAACCAGAAAUGGAUAUACAAUUAGACAACUUAAAUGCCAAGGAAAAAAGCGAUCAAGUCAUAACGAGCAACGCGAAGAGCCUCGGACAUACAGAUAAGAAAGACAAAAAAGAGAUACCAGAAAUAGACUUACUAUCAGAGGUCUUAGAGCAGAUGUCUGGAGGUAAAAAGGGCAAGGAAGAUAAAGAUAAAAAUCGAAUUGUGAUGAUCAAGGAUACACCUGCUGAUGGUUUUGAUCAUCGUAUUAAGGAGUCUGGCGGUCACAGGAAAAGAAAAAAAGCAAAGAAGCAAGAGGAUAAGAAAGAUGAACAACAAGAAGAUAAGAAGAAUGAACAACAAGAAGGAGAAAUAGCCGUUAAAGGAAGUAUACAUGAAAUACAGACUGGCGGGGAAGUUGUCUGUAUCGAUGUGCCAACAUGUGGGCCAGAGAAAGGGCCAGUUAAGCAUAAGAAAGCAAAAAAACUAAAGAAACAAAAACCUGAAGUUGAUAUGGCAAUAGAAAACAUAAAACAAGUCUCUGUGGGUGAACAAGGCGAUGCAAGUGAAAAUAACGAUCAAGUUACAACGAAUGAGGAUACAUCCACGAAGUCCGUUGAUCUUACUAAGGAGGCCGGUCAUCACAAGAAAGGGAAAAAGGCAAAGAAGCAGAAAGACGAGAAAAAGGAAAAACAGGAAAGAGAAUUAUCAACUGACAAAAUUGAAGAUACGACAAAUACUGCAGAUGAGACGGUCAGCAACGAUAUACCAAGAACACGUAACUUAGAAGAGAAGUCAUUUACGCAUAAGAAAAAAGAAAAACAGAAAUCAGAAUUGGACGUACCUUUAGAACGCGUUGAGGGAAUGUAUGGCGGUGAAAAAGGCGAGGCAAAUGUUGUUGAUCAGGUUACAAUGAACAAGGAUGCGACCUUUGAUAUUAAUGUGGAGUCUGGUCAUCAAAAGAAAAGAAAAAAGGCAAAGAAGAAGAAAGACGAGAAAAAGGACAAACAGGAAGGAGAAUUAUCGACUGACAAAAUUGAAGAUACGACAAAUACUGCAGAUGAGACGGUCAGCAACGAUAUACCAACAACAUGUAACUUAGAAGAGGAGUCAUUUACGCAUAAGAAAGAAGAAAAACAGAAAUCAGAAUUAGACGUACCUUUAAACGCGUUGAGGGAAUGUCUGGCGGUGAAAAAGCGAGGCAAAUGUUGUUGA
This is a messenger RNA of Dendronephthya gigantea, 1529 nucleotides long. RefSeq names its product ABC transporter F family member 4-like. The transcript has 2 exons. NCBI's taxonomy places the organism in Eukaryota, Metazoa, Cnidaria, Anthozoa, Malacalcyonacea, Nephtheidae. The record is from RefSeq and is a predicted model, not a curated record. The coding region runs from base 147 to 1529 and encodes 460 amino acids.